AUGCAGAUCGCAUACCUCCUUUCCCUCGUCGCCUUCGCUUAUUACGCCCAAGUGGACGGCAGCUUCGCAAGCCACUGUGAACACGUCUCCAUCGUCAACGGGAAGGACCACACUGACCUACAAGCGAACUGCGGCGGGCAGUGCAAUGUCCUCAACUUAGAUCUAUGCUACGCAUCCCACCAUGGAGGAAUCUCAGCGCAAGACCAGGGACACUUUAACUCGCUAUGCUACCCUAACACUUGUUCCUUGGACGGAACAACGCUAAAUUGUGUAUGUUAUUACGACGACGCGGAGGGUCGCCGUAGGAAUAGUUUCACGGAUUUGAAUGAACUUAUCUCUGCUGACGGCGGGAUUUUGACGUGUUUUGGUAAUAAGGGUACUAUUUUGCAGGCCUGUUAG
Hypoxylon trugodes is the source of this 399-nucleotide messenger RNA. RefSeq lists its product as uncharacterized. The transcript is spliced from 3 exons. The record is from RefSeq and is a predicted model, not a curated record. Bases 1 to 399 code for a protein of 132 amino acids. NCBI's taxonomy places the organism in Eukaryota, Fungi, Ascomycota, Sordariomycetes, Xylariales, Hypoxylaceae.